AUGACCGACGCCAAUGGCGAUUCCGAUGAACCUUUAUUACUACAUUGCGUCGGUGAUGGCGGAUUCGAGUCAUAUCAAUCCCAAAGUCUAUGGGUCAAAACUUGGUCGGAAUCGAAGAAAAUUUGGGGAAUUGCUGGUCCCUCCAUCUUUGGCCGCCUGGCUAUGUUCUCCCUGACUGUCAUCACCCAAUCAUUUGCCGGCCACUUGGGCAAUCGCAAUUUGGCUUCCAUCUCCAUUGCUACUACCGUCAUCAUCUCCGUCACCUUCGGCUUCUUGCUAGGUAUGGCUAGUGCACUUGAGACACUGUGUGGUAAAGCAUAUGGAGCUAGAAAGUACCACAUGUUGGGCAUUUACUUGCAGCGUUCGUGGAUUGUUUUGUUUGUUAGCUCCAUUUUUAUGCUACCACUUUUUGUGUUUGCUUCACCGUUACUGAAGCUUAUGGGGCAGUCGGAAGCACUGUCUGGGUUGACUGGUGAGGUGGCAAUGUGGCUUAUCCCUAUGCACUUGAGCUUUGCAUUUCAAUUUACUUUAAUGAGAUUCUUGCAGUGCCAGUUCAAGACCAAGGUGAUUGCUUGGGUGUCUGGCGGAGCUCUUUUGUUUCAUGUGUUGUUGACUUGGAUAUUUGUUGAGAGGCUGAGAGUAGGCAUGGCUGGGACUGCUUUAACACUAGAUUUUUCUUGGUGGUUGUCAGUUUUCGGACUGUUUGUUUAUAGUGUAUUUGGAUGGUGCCCUCAUACUUGGAAUGGUUUUUCUAAGCAAGCUCUCAAUGGGCUCUGGGAGUUCUUCAAACUCUCUUUUGCUUCUGGUGUCAUGCUUUCAAUGGAGAACUUUUACUAUAGAGUGCUGAUUAUAGUCUCCGGAAACAUGAAACAUGAUGAGGUUGCUGUUGAUGCUCUGUCUAUCUGUGUUACUUUGUACGGUUGGGCAUCAAUGAUUGCACUUGGAUUUUUUGCUGCAACAGGGGUGCGUGUGGCAAAUGAAGUUGGUGCGGAGAGCAAGGAAGGUGCAAAGUUUACCACCAAAGUUUCAAUGUUGAACUCUUCGGUAGUUGGUGCCUUGUUUUCUUUGUCAGUCAUGAUAUGUCCAGAUAGACUUGCGAUGCUCUUCACAACAAGUGCUCCAGUAAUCAAGAUGGUCGGCGGACUUUCGUUCUUUUUGGCACUUACAAUUUUCCUCAACUGCAUCCAGUCCAUUCUUUCCGGUGAGAAACAAAUUGAAAAUCAGCAAUUUAAUAUUUGGAGUUCCGAACUGACUUUAGAGGAGACGAUGUCAAAACUGAAAUCUGAAGAGAAGACAUCAAAUUUGAUUAGUUAUUUUUUCUUCAUUGGUGCUACAUUUACAGGAGUAGCAGUUGGAUAUGGCUGGCAAGCUCGGGUAGCAUUUGUAAAUCUAGGGAGCUACUACGUUGUUGGGAUGCCUGUUGGGAUUUGGUUAGCAUGGUUUUUCAACUACGGAGUCCAGGGCAUGUGGGCUGGAAUGAUAGUUGGGACUAUGGUUCAGAUAGUGAUUCUGGUCAUUAUCACCAUCAAGCUUGAGGGGAAGAAAGGUAAAGAAUGUGCAAGCCUAUAAUUCUCAGGUUCAAUGCAGACUUUCAAGUUCUAAUCAUGGUAAUGGUGGCAGUGGCGGACUGUGUUGAUUAUUUGUUGUGUAUUACACCGAUGUAUACAUUUUGUAAUUCGGUAAUGUAUCAUUCUCAUAAAUCUUUUUUCAAGUGUGUUGGAUUUAUCCAAUUCCAUUUUCAAGUGAUCUUUCAGAGACUAGGACUAUUACAACAAUUCAUCUACAAUACUCUACAUCUCAGUUAUUUGACAGCUUCAUACAUUUUUCGGUGGCC
Messenger RNA from Oldenlandia corymbosa var. corymbosa, 1834 nucleotides. NCBI's taxonomy places the organism in Eukaryota, Viridiplantae, Streptophyta, Magnoliopsida, Gentianales, Rubiaceae. The record is from the annotation of a GenBank genome assembly.